Molecule: messenger RNA, 1370 nt
Organism: Alligator sinensis (Chinese alligator)
Lineage: Eukaryota; Metazoa; Chordata; Crocodylia; Alligatoridae
Gene: VPS72
Product: vacuolar protein sorting 72 homolog
Exons: 5
Coding region: 15-1085 (356 amino acids)
Biological process (GO): regulation of DNA-templated transcription; chromatin remodeling
Cellular component (GO): nucleus
Molecular function (GO): ATP-dependent H2AZ histone chaperone activity
Source: RefSeq, a predicted model, not a curated record
UUUGGGGCUGGGGCAUGAGGCCCUUUGGGAGGGUUGGGGAAGGGGCCGGUCCGGUGGGGGGGACCGGGGCUGACGGCAGUGUCCGGGUGGCGCCGCAGGAGUCGGGGGACGACGAGUACAAGGGCGACCAGUCGGACAGCGACGAUGAGGUGGACUCGGACUUCGACAUCGACGAGGGCGAGGAGCCGGCCAGCGACCAGGAGGACGGCGAGCCCAAGCGCAAGCGCCGUGUGGUUACCAAGGCCUACAAGGAGCCCCUCAAGAGCCUGAGACCCAAGAAGGCCGAUGCCCCCAGCGGCAGCUCACAGAAGGCCCGAGAGGAGAAGGCGGUGCCCCUGGAGCUGCAGGAUGACACUGGGGACAGCCGCAAGCACAUGCGCCAGUCGACCACAGAGCACACCCGCCAGACCUUCUUGCGCCUUCAGGAGCGUCAGGUGCAGUCCAAGCGCAAGAAGGGCGGCCCCAACUAUGACCGUCCCCUGACACAGGAGGAGCUGCUGGAGGAGGCCAAGAUCACAGAGGAGAUCAACCUGCGCUCCCUAGAGAACUACGAGCGCCUGGAAGCCGACAAGAAGAAGCAGGUGCAGAAGAAGCGCAAGUGCGUGGGGCCAUUGAUCCGGUACCACUCGGUGACCAUGCCCCUUAUCACCGACCUGGGCGUCAAGGAGGAGAACGUGGAUGUGGAGGGGUUGGAUCAAGAUCUCCACCAGCCCUCAGAGGCAGCGCCGGCACCAGCUGUGGCCCCCAUCGCUGGGAAGUGCUCACGCACCUUCAUCACCUUCAGCGACGAUGAGACCUUCGAGCAGCUCUUUCCCAAGGGGCGCCAGCCCCGGCUGCCCGUGCGUGAGAUCUGCCCUGUGACCCAUAAGCCGGCCGUGUAUCGCGACCCUGUCACUGACAUCCCCUACUCCAACAUCAGGGCCUUCAAAAUCAUCCGCGAGGCCUACAAGAAGUACAUCACUGCUCAUGGGCUGCCCAAUGCUGCUGCCACCGCUGCCCUGGGAGCUGGGCCUCCUGGGGCUGACCCUGGCAUCCGCGCCACCCGCCAGAAGAUCAUUAUCAAGCAGACGGUCCCGGCUACAUAGAGCCCUUGUGGGCAGGUGGGGGGCUCCUGUGUUCAGGGGGAAGGGGAGGAAGCUUUGUCUUUGUUUCUCAGGCCCGUGGGACUGAAUCAGCUGCUAUUGCUGUUAUUUUUGGGGGUGAGGCAGACUGACCUCUCCAAGGGACAUGGACCUAUGUUGGAAGCCUCCAUAUGGCUCCGUGUCCUCUUCCUUCCUUUGCCUUUGUCAGGCUCAGGUGGGGGCCGCUGGUUGCUCUUUGUUUUUUUAUUUAUUUUUGUAUAAUAAAUGCAAAGCCAGGUGGCAACCCUA